Epinephelus fuscoguttatus (brown-marbled grouper) is the source of this 3664-nucleotide messenger RNA. It is a transcript of the gene irx4b, whose product is annotated as iroquois homeobox 4b. Gene Ontology annotation, cellular component: nucleus. The record is from RefSeq and is a predicted model, not a curated record. Lineage: Eukaryota; Metazoa; Chordata; Actinopteri; Perciformes; Serranidae. The coding region runs from base 3 to 1238 and encodes 411 amino acids. The transcript is spliced from 6 exons. Gene Ontology annotation, biological process: cell development; neuron differentiation; regulation of transcription by RNA polymerase II. Gene Ontology annotation, molecular function: DNA-binding transcription factor activity, RNA polymerase II-specific; RNA polymerase II cis-regulatory region sequence-specific DNA binding.
UCAUGGCUUACUCUCAGCUGGGAUACUCCUACUCCACCACUCCGCAGUUUCUGAUGACCUCCAGCUCUCUGGCCGGCUGUCUGGAGCCGGGAACGCCUCCGUCACACCCGGUGCUGCGCUCCCCGGCCCACCAGCUCACCUCUGGCACCGGCAUCGGAGUCUACAGCGGGACUUACCCAAAGAGCCAAGGAUACUAUAACACCUGCACCAGCGACGCCACCGCUCUCUACUCCAGAGGGCCACUUGAUCCCAAAGACGGAGCUGCCUCUGUGGGGACAUCUCAGACUCCUGCCUACUAUCCCUAUGAAUAUACAUUUGGACAAUAUCCAUAUGACAGAUAUGGGUAUUCCUGCUCUGACGGAGCUUCCCGUCGUAAAAAUGCCACCCGAGAGACCACCAGCACCCUGAAGGCUUGGCUGCAGGAGCACCAGAAGAACCCGUACCCCACAAAGGGAGAGAAGAUAAUGCUCGCCAUCAUCACCAGGAUGACUCUUACACAGGUGUCUACAUGGUUUGCCAAUGCACGCAGGAGGCUGAAGAAGGAGAACAAGGUGACGUGGUCACCGCGGGCUUGUAAAAGCUCUGACGACCGGGGCUGUGACGAUGACAGCGACGAAGCUGAGAAGCCGCUUAAAAAUGAGAAAGACCUUCCUGAUCAACAGUGUGCAGACCUGCAGAGUGACCUUGAGGACUUCGACCUGCUGGAGUCAGACGGUUCUGACUGUGAACCCAAGCCACAGUUUCUACCUGAGGACAGUGACGCAAACUCAAACACAGACCGCCCACGUGGGCAUCUCACACACAACCCAGACGCACUGCACGGGAAAGAGAGAUUGUCUCCAGACUGCCCCAAACUCACGCCGGUCCAACAGCAAAACAGCCCCUUCUAUUCCAACCCAGACCCUCGAAGUACACACACCAAGCCCAAAAUCUGGUCCAUCGCUCACACUGCUGUGUCUCUGGACGGCAGCUUGCAGCCAGAGUACCCUCCCUGCAUGCUGUCAUCAGCUGGGUCCUCCUCUCCUGGGUAUCCAUCAAAUAUGGCACUAACCAAGGCAGACAGGGAACAGGAGUCACCGGUCGCCACACUCAGAGAAUGGGUGGACGGAGUUUUCCAUGGUCCUCCUUUCCAACAGCCCAAACCAGCUGAGGCGUGGAAAGGCUUAAAUGAUGGCGUGAUAGACAGCAGAACACCCGGACAGUCCUUUGAACUUGUUAGGUCGACGUCGUCUUUGUAGUCCACCCGACGCACCGUCAACGGAAUAUUUCAAAGACUGAUGGACUUGAAACAGAAAGUCUAUAUUUUGUUGUUGUGACUUGACCAAUUGACCGUUCACAAAACGCCAUUCCCCUCAGUUACUGUUACGUCUGUCAAACUUUUUGUUCUCACAUAUAUGGAUUUACAAUAAUAACAGUGCCAUUAAAAUUUUUUAGUAAUUGUUGAAACAAUGGGUCCCACCAACCAAAAUAUUCUCAUCCCAACUUGUAAAAUAUUGCUGCUCUAUCAGUUGACUUUCGUGUCAAAAUAUGAUGCGCUGCGUGCCCUCCUGUGACAGUUUUGGACAUUCAGGGACGGCAUGCAUUGUGACUUUUCAAAGUACACUUACAUUUUCACAGGAAAUGUACAGUUUCUGCUUAUUAGAUGCAAACAGUAUUUUUAAAAUACAUUUUACAACUAGGGUUGCAGCGUUUUAAAGUAUACCGGGAUAUAGAAGUUGAGGCUUAUCGUAAAAGCAACUGGACGUUGAUAUUUUAGUUAUUUUCAAAGAGGAGACUUUUUACACAAACUAACAUUAACAAAAUGGUUUCAAGGUUCAAUUACAGUAAUUAAACGUUUGUUCGACCAAAAAUAACCCUUAAGUUUUAUUCCUUAAAGGAUCAUUCUGACUGAUAAUAACAUAAAUUCUGUCACACCGUGACACUGCGUGACGUGACAUUUUCUGAAACCAGAAAAUUAUAAUACAGUGAAAAUCUCAUACUGUUGCAACCCUAUUUACAGCGUAGGUUAAACCCCUUGUUUUACUUUUUUUUCUCCUUGUGCAACAAAAGUACGUGGAUAGGUUUGGAAAAAAAACAUCAUGGUUUAGGUGAACAUUUAUACGGGAAGCAAACAGCCGGCUCCCGGGUGAAAGUCCAGGGUUUGUUGGACCCAUCUCACCUUCCACCCAUCCCAUAGGGACUUUCAAGCUCUUCAUAUUGCGUUGUUGCCGGCGGCGUUACAAACUAUUGCCUUCCUGCGUCGUUACAAACUGAUGCUGCCUGGUGGCGUAUCAUAGCGACACAAAAGAUGCCUUUCUGCAUCUGCGUCUGAUGUGCAAUCACUGACAGAGCGGAGGUAUUUGACAAGUUGGGAAUGAGAACGGGCCGUCCAGACAGAGGACACAAACCAGAUUUCUCAUUUCUAGCCAAGAACCAGAUUUGAUUUGAUCUGAUUUUGCCGUCUGAAAUGUAAAGUGCUGGUGGCAGGUUUCAUUUGUUUCAGCUAGCUUGCUAAUUAAGCUAAUGUUAGCUCCAUGUGUCUGGCUGACUUUUCAAGGUCUUAAAUAAGCACUUGAUACUGAUGACUAACCAAUGCAUCAGAGACAUGUAAUGUAAUGUAAUGCUAUCCCAGGUAACGCUGGCUCAGGUUACUGGAGUGUAGACCUACACAAACCCAUUAAAGAGCUACUAACGUUAGCUUAAACUCUAAUUAGCAUCCAUCCCUGACUUUUGCACAAUGAGAAAAUGCAACAGAGGGUGUGCUCCUCGUGUAAUGCGACAUUGAUGUUGUAAUCAGAUGAUGCAUCCCUAAGCUUUUGAAGCAAUGCUUGGUUUCUGCAGGUAGGAAGCUAGUUAGCCGAGAAUUCUGAUGACUGCAGCUAACGUUAAAGAGGACAAACAUUGUUUCGUCUAGUCUUUUCUAACUUUUACUUGUGUUUUUGGUUUUGCAAAAGUUUGGAGAAAGACACCCCAAAUCUUUCAAUGCAGGUUAUCACUCCCAUAUGUUAGGGGUCAGAAUCACCAGAGGAUCCAUAAUACGAUAUUAUCAUAAUAAUUUUAAGACAUGAUACGAUGUUAUUAAGAUAAAAUAUUUUGCGAUUUAUUUCCUUUUUUCAAAUGUAAAUUAUGUCCCCAAAGGAAAACUUUGUCAAAAUCUGUUUUAUUUAAUAAGACAAAGUUUUUAGCCAUUUCUUUGCAGCAAAAUGUAUCUGGUGAACUGAAAAAGCAAUUGGUUAUAUUUCAUUUGUCUUGUCUUGGCACUGUGUGGCGAUACGACAUUGCCGCACAAAAAUAUCACAAUACUAUACUGUAUUGAUUUUUUCUCACCCCUAACAUAUGGUCCCAUAAACAUGCAGAGAAAUCCAAAGUUUGACAGACUUGUGUUCCCCGUUUCGGCUGCUACACUACAAUUGGACGAUUGCUGUUGAAGGUAUGGGUUUAGCGAACGGUCAGUUAUCAAUGUAUGAUCCUAUUUUGGCAUUUUGACACACUCUAACUUACAGACUCUUAUGGGCUCCAUUAAUGGUCAGAUAUCUUCAAAUAAACCAGUGUCACACACACACGUUCCUGCGGUCAGGUUGUACGGUUCUCUCACAUGGAAAAUAUACAGUAUUGUACACUUGCACUAUCGCCUGCACAUGCACUGAGUCACAAAAAUAAAAGGUGUAUUCCGUAGCAUGGCAAA